AUGUCUUUCCCUCAACUAGAACCGAAACCUCAUCUUGGACUAUCGACCGUUUUAGAAUCUCAGAUUUAUAUAGUAGAUGAUAUCCUGACCCAUGAUGAGCUGCUGGGCUUAAUGGAAUGGACCAAGAGUAUGGAGAUGGAAGGUCCUAAGAAAGCCGGUAAAGGAGAAGCUGAACGUACUUCUCGAAGAUCAGCUGUUCAUUCUCCUGAGAUAGCGUCAAAACUUUUAAAUCUCCUCUCACCUCAAAUCCAAUCAUUAAACCCCACCACUCCUAUUCAGCUCUCACCGAAUAUACGUCUUUAUCAUUACCCUCCUAAAACAUACUUCAGACCGCACUACGAUACACCUCAACUGGAUCCAACCUCCCGACGACUGAGCUCUUGGACGAUCUUGAUAUACCUCACCACUCCCAUAGGUGGCAGCACCGUAUUUCACCUCUCAGAUCCCAAUGUCACCAAGCAGAAGAUCGGAACGGGCUCAGAAAUGGGGAGGCGAGAAAGACUCCUUGUGGAGGCAAAAGCCGGUAGAGUUUGUUUUCAUUGGCAUGGAGUGACGAGGGGUGGCUGUUUAUUACAUGAAGGUGAAGAGGUCUUGAGUGGUGAUAAAUGGGUAUUGAGGACGGAUAUCCUAGGGUGA
Molecule: messenger RNA, 636 nt
Organism: Tremella mesenterica DSM 1558
Lineage: Eukaryota; Fungi; Basidiomycota; Tremellomycetes; Tremellales; Tremellaceae
Exons: 3
Coding region: 1-636 (211 amino acids)
Biological process (GO): peptidyl-proline hydroxylation to 4-hydroxy-L-proline
Cellular component (GO): endoplasmic reticulum
Molecular function (GO): L-ascorbic acid binding; iron ion binding; procollagen-proline 4-dioxygenase activity
Source: RefSeq, a predicted model, not a curated record